CACAGUGUUCGGUUGGCCCGCCAAUACUACCGACCCCAGGGCCGCGGAACCGGAGGAGCAGGACGUGGACGCGGUGCAGGUCACGGACCAGGUGGACGCGACGUCCUCCUUCAUCUGCUACGCGGACGGGGAGCCCGAGGCCGCCUACGUGACCGGCCUCACAACAGCGGAAGCGGUGAAGAAUGGCAUGGCGGUGAUUGACGGCGGGGCGACGCGGACUCUCGCGUCAGUGCCCGCCAUGGAAGCCAUCAUGUCCAUAAAUCACAAGAAGCGUGGACAUAACGGUGUGUCCUCUGUGGACUUGGGGGAUCGCCCCGUGUUUGGCUUUGGGAAUGGGUCAGAGAAUCAGUGUGCCUCGACGGUCUUGCUCAAGAUUGCCGCCAACAAAGUACCGGGUGCACUUAAGGUGCACUGCUUAGAUCAAGGAAGCGGACCCCUGCUUUUGAGCGUGGAGUCUCUCCGGAAGUUGGGGGCCAUCGUCGACUUUGAAGAGGACAUGAUCUGCUUCCGAAAGCUAGAUGCGCACAAGAUUGUGCAGGUGGAGAGGUCCACCACGGGACAUCAGCUGAUCUCGAUGACAGAGGACAUCAUGUCUAAGGCCAAGCUUGUCCUUGCGGUGCCCCUCAUGGCCCUGAACCUGAACAAGCUGAACCACAUGACCAAGGAGCAGCUGCGGAACUAUUUGUACGAGGAGUUCAACGAGCACGCCUACCACAAGUGGACGAAGGUGGAUAUCCGCCAGCGUUUGCUCGAGUUGCACAAUGUCAAUGUGGAGGACCUCCACCGCGGCACGGAUUUGACCACCACGCAGGCGGCCAUUCGCGAGGUCCGCAAGGCGGCCAAGAAGAAGGCCGACCUAGUGAAGCUUUGCGAGGAGACCUACCACAUGACGGUGAACCGCAACGAUACAGUGGCCAUCCUGGAGGCCCGGGUGCUCAAGAUCAUCUACGACAGCAAGGAGCCGGAGUCCGGGGAUGCCAUCGGAUUUGGGAAGCACAGCUACCUCCAGUAUGUCGACAUGCUGGACCCCGAGCACGAGAACUACGCGAAAUGGGUGAUGACUACGGCCCGGGAGAAUCCGACGACAGGGUGCGAUCCGAGACUGUACCGCUUGGCCCGGUGGCUGGAGACUCAGAACCUGGACGGACGCCAGGCCAAGACACGUGGCAUCCCAGCGUCGGCCACGCCAAAGCGGAUGAGCAAGGGCUACAUGUCCACACCCGGUGCGAGGAUGUCACCCGGGGCGGCCAGCAGCAGCUCCGAGCAUGUGGAGGCACAGGACCGCAAGAUCGAGGCCCUGACCGAGGUCCUUGCGGAGAUCAAGUCGGAGCUGAAGGAGAUCAAGGGCGAGAAGAUGCGGAAACAGGGCAGCCGAGCUGGCCCAGACGCCGAGAUGGCAGAGAGCAGCCAGUCGGAUGCCUCCUUCUUCAAGAUCGGAACGCCGCCGCCGAGUCGUACGACACCACAG
Symbiodinium necroappetens is the source of this 1468-nucleotide messenger RNA. NCBI's taxonomy places the organism in Eukaryota, Dinophyceae, Suessiales, Symbiodiniaceae. The record is from the annotation of a GenBank genome assembly.